Molecule: messenger RNA, 264 nt
Organism: Plasmopara halstedii
Lineage: Eukaryota; Oomycota; Peronosporomycetes; Peronosporales; Peronosporaceae
Exons: 4
Coding region: 1-264 (87 amino acids)
Source: RefSeq, a predicted model, not a curated record
AUGAAAAAUCUUGCCGAGAAUAGUGCGAUCUUUACGACAGUGAGCACAUGUGAGCAUAAAAUCAAUGGAGGUCCUAAGCAUUUGCCACGGGAAAUUUUGAAGGAGUGUACAUUGAAAGGAGUACAAAGAAGCCUUCAACAUCGCACAUGGAUUUUACAAAAUGAAAUCGACAGUGGCGAGAUUCAAGGAGUCAACAAAAUGAGUCAUGGUUACAGCAGCGAAAGAAAAGAAGUUUUUAGAGCAUGCCAAUCCGUUUCGAGCUAG